Psammomys obesus (fat sand rat) is the source of this 4442-nucleotide messenger RNA. RefSeq names its product sterile alpha motif domain containing 4B (gene Samd4b). The record is from RefSeq and is a predicted model, not a curated record. Bases 348 to 2411 code for a protein of 687 amino acids. Gene Ontology annotation, cellular component: P-body. Lineage: Eukaryota; Metazoa; Chordata; Mammalia; Rodentia; Muridae. Gene Ontology annotation, biological process: regulation of mRNA stability; nuclear-transcribed mRNA poly(A) tail shortening; negative regulation of translation. The transcript has 13 exons. Gene Ontology annotation, molecular function: mRNA binding; protein binding; translation repressor activity.
GGCGGCGGUGGUCGGUGCGGGAGGAGGGAGGGGAGCUCGCGGGCCGCAGAGGGGGCGACGGCGGCGGUAGCGGCGCUGGUGGCGGCGUCUGCCUGAAGAGGCGCAGGUGGCGGCGGCGGCGGCGGCGGCGGCGGCCGAGGCGGAGCCUGGAGAGGUGUGGCUGGACCAAGACCUCCCCUGAUGUAAGCAGGCUCCCUCCUCCCCCACCACCCGUUGCCACCACGCCAGGGGACAUCUUCAAGCCCUGGCCCUUAGGGGAGAGGUAACAAGAGCCCAGAGCCGAGACCAUGUGACGGCGCUGGCCCUUGCCACCGCCGUCCCCCAACCCUGGCCCCAGGCCUGGCACCAUGAUGUUCCGAGACCAAGUGGGCAUCCUCGCUAGCUGGUUCAAGGGCUGGAAUGAGUGUGAGCAGACAGUGGCCCUGCUGUCACUUCUGAAGCGGGUCACCCGUACCCAAGCCCGCUUUCUGCAGCUCUGCCUGGAGCACUCGCUGGCGGACUGCAAUGAUAUCCACCUGCUGGAAUCAGAGGCCAACAGUGCUGCCAUCGUCAGCCAGUGGCAACAGGAGUCCAAAGACAAGGUGGUGUCCCUCCUGCUGUCCCACUUGCCCCUGCUGCAGCCAGGCAACACGGAGGCCAAGUCCGAGUACAUGAGACUGCUGCAGAAGGUGCUGGCCUACUCCAUCGAGAGCAAUGCCUUCAUUGAGGAGAGCCGCCAGCUCCUCUCUUACGCCCUCAUCCACCCGGCCACCACUCUGGAGGACCGCAAUGCGCUAGCCCUCUGGCUAAGCCACCUGGAAGAGCGACUGGCUAGUGGAUUCCGAACCCGGCCAGAGCCUUCCUACCAUUCACGCCAGGGCUCAGAUGAAUGGGGGGGACCUGCAGAGCUGGCCCCUGGAGAGGCAGGGCCAGGCUGGCAGGACAAGCCACCCCGGGAAAACGGACAUGUACCCUUCCACCCAUCCAGCUCGGUGCCGCCGGCCAUCAACAGUAUUGGGAGCAAUGCAAAUACAGGUCUCCCCUGCCAAAUCCACCCUAGCCCACUGAAGCGCUCCAUGUCACUCAUCCCUACGAGCCCUCAGGCCCCUGGUGAGUGGCCGAGUCCAGAGGAGCUUGGGGCCCGGGCUGCUUUCACCACGCCCGACCACGCACCCCUCUCGCCACAGAGCAGUGUGGCCUCCUCUGGCAGUGAGCAGACGGAGGAGCAGGGCUCCAGCCGGAACACUUUCCAGGAGGAUGGCAGCGGGAUGAAAGAUGUGCCCUCAUGGCUCAAGAGCCUCCGCUUGCACAAGUAUGCUGCUCUGUUCUCACAGAUGAGCUAUGAAGAGAUGAUGACCCUAACUGAACAGCACCUAGAGUCACAGAAUGUCACCAAAGGUGCCCGGCACAAGAUAGCCCUGAGCAUCCAGAAGCUGCGUGAGAGACAGAGCGUCCUCAAGUCCCUAGAGAAGGAUGUGCUGGAAGGCGGCAAUCUGCGGAAUGCUCUGCAGGAACUGCAGCAAAUCAUCAUCACCCCUAUCAAGGCCUACAGUGUCCUUCAGGCCACCCCUACUGCCAAGGAUGGGGGCCGGGGGGAGCCGCUACUGCCAGGUGCUGAGCCUCCCCUCACCCACCCUGGACCAGACACGGGCACUGAGGCUAAGGACCCUCCAGCUGCAGAGAACUAUCCUCCUCCACCAGCUCCAGCCCCCGCUGAUAGCAGUGAGCCAGCCCCAGCUCCUGUCGCCGACGGAGACAUCCCCAGCCAGUUUACACGGGUGAUGGGCAAAGUAUGCACCCAGCUGCUGGUGUCCCGACCAGACGAGGAGAACAUCACCAGUUACCUCCAGCUCAUCGAAAAGUGCCUGACUCAUGAGGCUUUCACAGAGACACAGAAGAAGCGGCUGCUGUCCUGGAAGCAGCAAGUGCUGAAACUCCUCCGGACAUUCCCUCGCAAAGCUGCGCUGGACAUGCAGAGCUACCGGCAGCAGAAGGGCUGGGCAUUUGGCUCCAACUCGCUCCCCAUAGCUGGCUCUGUGGGGAUGGGUGUGGCCCGGCGGACCCAGCGGCAGUUCCCCAUGCCUCCUCGGGCCCUCCCACCUGGCAGGAUGGGCCUCCUGAGCCCUUCAGGCAUUGGGGGCGUCUCUCCUCGACAUGCCCUUACCAGCCCCAGUCUUGGGGGUCAGGGCCGACAGAGCCUGUGGUUUGCCAACCCUGGAGGCAGCAACAGCAUGCCGAGCCAGAGCCGCAGCUCUGUGCAACGCACUCACUCGCUCCCCGUUCACCCAUCGCCCCAGGCGGUUCUCAUGUUCCCUCCAGACUGCCCAGUACCUGGGCCUGACCUGGAGAUCAAUCCCACCCUGGAGUCUCUGUGUCUGAGCAUGACAGAACACGCCUUGGGUGAUGGGACAGACAAAACCUCCACCAUCUGACGGGACCCACAGCCCAGCGCACCCAUAGGCUCCCCGGGCGGCGGGCGGGGGCCAUCCCCCAACAGGCUUCUCCUCGGCAGCAAGAGGGUGGGCUGGUGCAGCUAUACAUUCUGAUAUUUUUCUACUCAUCCUCUUAACUUUUGUUUAACAUUGGCACACGCCUUGCUCACUCCCAGGCCCAUUGAGGGAUCUCGGCUGAGGCCGGGGGACAGAGAGGGCAGCCAGGGGCAAGGGGCAAAGACUGGCCAGACUGCCUGCCCCUUCCCUCCCAACCCCCACCCUGGCCCUAUCCUACCCCUGCCUCCUACAGACAGCUGUCCUUCCCCAGGAGAGCAGUCUUCCUCAGAAACAAACCGACCACCACCUUGUGCAGCUUGCCCCUCAGAAACAUGACUGGGGCGUGAACAGUGAGCAGCGUGCAGCACUAGUAUGUCACUGAGAAGAGCCCUCUCCCUACCCUACACCUCAUCCCACCAUUCCCCAGACAGGCACCAUCUUCUUCCCCGUCCUGCCCUGUUAUCAGAGGUUCUCUACAAUUAAUUUCUUAGGCCUAUUUAAGAUACAUAUUUAUAUAGUUAACGGUUUUUCUCUGAUCAUUCCCUGUCAUUUUUAGAAUCCCCAGGCCUCUCUCUGAGCCAGGACUGUGGCAGGGGGAGCCUGAAGUUUAUGAGAAGAGAGGGCGGAGCCCCCUCCUCCAGACCCCCCUGCCCGUCCCCAUCCCAGCCCCGGCUCCCAGAUGCAGAGGUUGAAGGUGGGCAGCCCCGGCCCGCAGUGAGGUCAGGAAGUCUGUUGCCUUAAUGUCCCCUCCCCCACCAACAUAACCCUUCUCUGUUCCUCAGGUCUGUUGGCAAAAGACUUGUGGGUAGGAACCAGGGAAAAGGAGUUGUUGGGUUUUGUUUUCUUGCCUCCCCUUCCUUUCCGUCAGCCUUUGACACCCCAUUAUGUCAUGACCUCAUGUAGGUGGAACACUAUGUCAUAACCCAGAGGUGCAGCCCAGCCUGAGUCACACAACCUUGCUCUGCUCCCCGUUCUUGAUGAGGGCUGGUGCUGGGGCCCAGGUGGAGGGAGGGAAUUUGGGGUUCAGGCUGUGGGGAAGCCAGGGUCCCCUAUUCCAAACUCCUCUUCCCCCCUCAACCUACACCCUCAUUGGGACAUUCUCAAGCUUUUCACACGAAAAGGAAAAAAAAUGUUAUUUUUAGAUACAUUUUAUGAAUAACUUUUGUUAUGACUAUGGCUGGUAACCAUUGUGUAUGUUAUUAAAGAUACAAAAUGUUGGGAAAAAACAAAAAAACAAAAAAAAAAAAAAAAAAGGAAAAGAAAAAAAAAAAAAGAAAACCACAGCCUUCCCUGCACUAUCAGCCCAUUUCCCCCAGACCUUGCCCCUGCCUCCUGGUCUGUGGACCUCCCCUGCUCCGAGCCCAGGGAGGGAGAAGAAGCCAGGGGGUAGAGUGGCACUGGGGACCUGCCUGUGGUCCCCACCACCUCUCCCAGUGCCGGGCUGGGCGGGGUGUCAGGUGUAUUUAUGUACCUCUUGCACACUCAUCAACCUAUGCAAGUCCCCACCCCGGCCCUCCAGGUUUCUGUGCCUUUGCUCAUUUCCCUCUCUAACUCCUGGGCUGCUCCGGCCUCUCCCACCGGCUGUGGGAAGUGGGGUGAAAGGCCACCUGUUUAGAAUAUGCAGGACCCUUCCCUCCACAAGCCGGUCUAGUCUUGUCUUGUUCACUUCCCAUCAGGGUGACUGACCCUGCCUGGCACUGAAAGGUGAUGAGGGACACCUCCCCCACCCGACAGCGGAGUGCAGGACGCAGGCGGCCCCACUCUGACAGGCAGGACCCUGACCCUCCCGCCCCUAGGCCCCUCCAUGGUUUCACCCUACCCUACCUAUUUCUGUCCCCAGCCCCACUGGCAGAAUCAGCUUUGAGUAACUGUACAUUUUUCUCGCUGUUGGAGAAGACUUAUUUGUUGGAGUUUGAAUUGUUAAUGGUCUGGGCUUAUUUUGGAAAAAAAAAAAAAAAAAAAAAAACCAACAAA